This is a messenger RNA of Trematomus bernacchii (emerald rockcod), 4681 nucleotides long. RefSeq names its product serine/threonine-protein kinase Nek9 (gene nek9). Gene Ontology annotation, cellular component: centrosome. NCBI's taxonomy places the organism in Eukaryota, Metazoa, Chordata, Actinopteri, Perciformes, Nototheniidae. The record is from RefSeq and is a predicted model, not a curated record. Gene Ontology annotation, molecular function: protein kinase binding; ATP binding; protein kinase activity. Gene Ontology annotation, biological process: protein phosphorylation. Bases 561 to 3458 code for a protein of 965 amino acids. The transcript is spliced from 23 exons.
GGGAACAGCCAAGAGGGAAUGGACCCGUUUUCUUUGUGUUGUUGACCUUUUAAAUAUUCGUAACUAUUGUGUUUGUUAUGCAUACUUACUAAACACUGUAACGUGGUAACUUUACCAAGAUAGUUCAGGAUUUGAUUGCGGCGCUGUACUUUAUUUUUGCUAGCGUGUUAGCCAAGUCAAGCUAAACAGAGUAGAGCCAUACCGGAAAUACGCUCUGUUGCCUUUCAGUGUAAAAUACACGACGACCCGCUACAAAGACGGACCUUUUAUUGUGAAACUUCAAAAAGUUGGCUGAACGUUGUCACUUUUUGUCAUGCUUGACGCUAGUGCACGUAUUUUCCUACGUUGUAUUUGUCUUACAUUGAGUCUGUUGAGUAGUCUUGAGGCAUUUGGUAACUUAAUAGGAAUACUUUGACGGGCCUAUUUGUUUUAGCCGACACGGAUAACGUUAACAUGUUAGACGUGUGUGCGGUAUUGUAGGAGUCUAUCAGGAAGAGUUGUGGUAGGCCUGCUCGGGUUAUUUACAUCCCUGCCAGUGGAUAACAAGUCCCUAAACAGACAUGUCACUGGGAGACUAUGAAAGACAUUUCGACUCGCUAAAUUCAGAUUUGGGCGGCGGGUCGGUGGUCAGUGAGCGGUCAGCGGCCAGCACGUAUGGCGAAGAGGAGAAGCUGCAUUACAUUCCCAUCCGGAUCCUCGGGAGGGGGGCGUUCGGGGAGGCCACUCUGUACAGAAGAUCUGAGGACAACUCUUUGGUGGUAUGGAAGGAGGUGGAGCUGAACAAUCUCUCCGAUAAGGAGCGCAGAGAUGUCAUGAACGAAAUAAGCAUCCUCUCCAUCCUGGAGCACAACAACAUCAUCGCCUACUUUAACCACUUCCUUGAUAAAAACACCCUGCUCAUCGAGUUGGAGUAUUGUAAUGGAGGAAAUCUGUAUGAUAAAAUCAACCACCAGAAUGGCAAACUUUUCAGUGAAGAGGUAGUCAUAUGGUACCUGUACCAAGUUGCCUCAGCAGUGUCGCACAUUCACAAGGCUGGGAUCUUACACAGAGAUAUCAAAACUUUGAAUAUUUUCCUGACUAAGACUGACCUCAUCAAGCUGGGCGAUUAUGGGCUUGCCAAAAAGCUAGACAAUGAGUUUUCAAUGGCGGAGACUUGUGUGGGAACUCCAUAUUACAUGUCGCCUGAAUUGUGCCAAGGAACGAAGUACAACUUUAAAUCAGACAUCUGGGCCAUGGGUUGUGUCAUUUUUGAAGUUUUGACUCUCACAAGAACGUUUGAUGCAACGAACCCUCUGAACCUCUGCGUGAAAAUUGUCCAGGGCAACUGGACUAUGGAAGUGAACUCGGAUGUUUAUUCAUCUGCAUUGAUCAAACUCGUGUAUGAGUGCCUCGAUCAAGAUCCUGCAAAGAGGCCUACAUCUGACGAGAUCCUGGACCAGCCAAUCAUCUCCUGCUGCAGACAGGAGCUUGAAGAGCGCGUUGCCCUGCUGAAUUCUGCAAUGAAGAAACCAAAGCUGAGUACAGUGAGCGACACUCCUGUUGCUGUGGUGACCACACGCUCGAGGGAUGUGUACUGCUGGGGCGGAGGGAAGUUCACCCCUCAGAAAUUGGACUCGUUUAAAGGAGGCAGCAGUGCCCAACAUGUGUGUGCAGGGGAGAGUCACUUUGCCGUGGUGACAGUGGAGAAGGAGCUGUACACCUGGGCUGAUGUUCAAAGUGGAGCCAAGAUGGUGGGCCAGCUUGGACACGGAGACCAGGCCUCGUACCGGCAGCCGAAGAGGGUGGAGAAGCUGCAGGGGAAGGCCAUCCGACAGGUGGCCUGCGGGGCUGACUUCACUGCCUGUAUCACCGAUGAGGACGAGAUGUACAUGUUCGGGUCGGACUAUUACGGCUGCAUCGGAGUGGAGGGCGAGUUCGGCACGGAGAUUUUGGAGCCAGUGCUUUUGGAGUUUUUCGAGGAGCGGCCUGUGCGUCAGGUUUCAUGUGGAGACAACCAUGUGGUGGUCCUGACUCAGAGUGGGGACAUCUACUCCUGGGGCUGCGGAGAGUACGGGCGUCUUGGUCUGGAAUGUGAGGAUGACUUCUCAUCUCCAAUGCAGGUGGAGAUCCCUAAAGGCGCCACCAUCUCCUCAGUGUCAUGUUCCACCGAUGGAACCUUCUUUUUAACAGACACUGGCAAAGUCCUAGCGUGUGGAAACAAUGAGUUCAACAAGCUGGGACUGAACCAGGGAAUCUCUGGUCUCAAGAACCACACUGGAGAGGGUUACCAGGGGAUACCGUACAUCACCACGCUGACCCUGGUAAAGCAGCUGUCGAGGUUCAAGAUCCACACCAUCUCUCCGGGGAAGACCCACACGGCUGCUAUCGAUGGCUUUGCAGAACGUGGUCGUUUGAUCACCUUCGGGUGCAACAAGUACGGACAGCUGGGCGUGAAAGACUUUAAGAAACAUCAGGGAGUCCAACUCCUCCUCGGACCCUUUGGAGGCAAGACGGUGACCAAAGUGUCGUGUGGAGAUGGCUUCACCAUCGCAGCCACUGAGGACAAUCAGAUCUUUGCCUGGGGAAACGCAGGAAACGGGCGCCUCGGGAUGCCGGCUGAUAAGGGCUUCGGUUCAGAGGUGUGCCCUUCCAUGCCAAGGCCGAUCUUUGGCUCCCUCCAUCAUGUGCCGGACCUCUCCUGCCGUGGCUGGCACACCAUCAUCAUAAUGGAGAAAGUGCUCAACUCCAAGACUAUUCGCUCUAACAGCAGCGGUAUAUCAAUUGGUAGUGGACUGGGCCAAGGAGCAUCUACAUCCACAGUGGAUCUGGACAUAGAACCUGGAUCAGAGACAGAGUGUCGUGACCGGGGUCUUGGGGGAACACGGGAGGAUAAAACAGAGGAGUGCUUCAUGGAGACGUCGAUGAUGUCACUGGCAAGUCAGAGUGGCGACAGCUCCUGCCCCCUCUGGCUCAGGAAGGAGCUCGAGAAUGCAGAGUUCAUCCCCAUGCCACUGGACUCUGAGGCAUCCACUCCUGACCCGCUCUCUUCUGUCUCUGAGACCGUCACUCUACCUUACGAGGAGCUGAAAGAGCUGAAGGCCGCGGCAGCAGCAGUCAGCACAAAGAAGGAGCUAUCGACUAAACGAAUGGGCUGUGAUAAAGUCAAUGGACUGGAGGAGGCUGACGUCUGCAAAAAAGGACAGUCUGGUGCCUGCUGCGAAGCAAGUAGUGAAGUCACACAGCUGCAAGAGACGGUUGCUCGUCAGGAUUUGAGGAUCCAAAUGCUGGAGAAGCAGGUCAACGAGCAGCGGAAGGAGAACGAAAGGCUUUGGGCAGCCAUCAAUCGCUCAACGUUACGGGAAGCAGGAUGUGACAACAACGGAAACCAUCCCUCUGACGCCCGUAUGCCCGGGGAUGGGGGGGAAAGAGGAGGCAGACUCACACACCAUGGGGGCCGACCUGCAGGGGCCAGCGUGUGAGACUUCACCUGCAGAUGCCCUGGUUAUGGGAGCGUGUCAAAACUCUUAUAUCGAACCAAACAAGCUGGUUAGAUGUGCAGUAGAGGGUGCAGCCUCCUGCCUGUUUGACAAUGGUUACAUACAGUAUACAUAUUUCAAAUGUAGUUGCAUGAUGACAUUCUGUUACGUUAUACUGUAUAAUGCCUUGCACACUUGUUCACCUGGGUGCAGUGAUCUAGAACAGUUUCUCAACAAACUGAAAUGUUGGCUGGGUUCAAUAAGAAGCCCCUGAGAGGAUCAUCAUAGUGUUACUCUGCUUUGUGAAAGUAAAGUCGUUUUUUGAUGAACUUUUAAGAUGAUGUCAGCAUUGUUUAUUCAGUCCUUAGUGCCUCACAUAUGUGCAUUUAGGUAAGACAAUCUCAUGUGACUAUGAAAUAGUUUGCAAAUGCAUCCAAAGUUUAGAGUUUCCUCUUGUCAAUUGUUAGGAGAUUGGCUGCCGGGAUGUGGUCCAUAUUGAUCAUGUUGGCGCAAUCUUCCAAUGUGAAAAAAAACCUUUUUUAUGUAUCACUUUAUUCUUCAUUACUGUACUUCCAUUUGAUCUUCUUAGAGAAGGUUAAAGUGCCAAAGACAAAAAGCCUCUAAAACUAUUUUCCAUAUUUAUCGGACAUGUAAGCUAUUACAAACAUAUUCAACUUAUCUCAUGCAAAUAUAUACUUUUUUAAAUGUUCAUGACUUAUUAACAUAUGAAAGUAUUUGUGUGAACACGUAACUACUGAAUCAUAUUUUUAAGACACCUUUUAUUUUUGCCUUCAACGCUUGAAUUCUUGUGGGGCAGCACAUGCACAACACUUGAAAUGUUUUCUUUGAAUGGUGAAACAUUCAUUAUAUAGCUCAUUGCAGCUAUAAUGUCAUUGUUUUUCUUAUGCAUUUUUAACUAUUUUAUCUGUCUUACUUUCUGAAUUUAUGUUUCACCAUAUUUUGAAAUAUUUGUGAAAGCAAAUAUGUAUGUUUUUUGUGUGUGUUAUAACAAAUAUAACAAAAAUGCAACAGUGCCUUAGAAAACUAUAUAAACCAAAAGUUAUUGCAUUUAUGACAGUGUAUAGUGUGUUGGCAGCGUUUCAUUUUUCUCAACAGUUAACCAAAUAUUAUGGAGAUGUAAUAGUUGUAUAAACUCUUUUCUUACAGGCACACUGUAGAUUCAGUCUUUGUUUAAAAGCCAUAAAUAAAAAAACAGCUGUCUUUUG